UGUAUAAGAAAAUAUGAUGAAUUAGAAGCAACUCAACUAAAAACAGAAUCUUGCACAGUUAAUAGAACAUAUUUGUGCUGUAAUCAUUUAUCAAAAUAUGAAGCAUUUCAUGAAGCUAAUAGUAAAGAAGAAGUACAAAGAAUUUUAGCUUUACUAGUACUAAAAGAUAAUUAA
Cetraspora pellucida is the source of this 174-nucleotide messenger RNA. Lineage: Eukaryota; Fungi; Glomeromycota; Glomeromycetes; Diversisporales; Gigasporaceae. The record is from the annotation of a GenBank genome assembly.